AUGGCGGCCCGGACCCCUUCCGCCGCCUUCGCGGCCGCUUCCUGCCGGCCCCCCUGGUUCAAUCAGCGGCCGACAACUCGCGGCGUGUGGGAGGGCGCGGGGUCCGCCCGCCAAUGGGGAACUACGGCGCGCGGCCGGGACCCGGAGGCAGCUCCUCACGGCGGGCGCGGUUCAGUCCGGCAGCGGCGGCGGCGGCGGUGGAGGAGGAGGAGGAUGUGGGCCACGCAGGGGCUGGCGGUGGCGCUGGCUCUGAGCGUGUUGCCGGGCGGCCGGGCUCUGCGGCCAGGCGACUGCGAAGUCUGUAUCUCUUAUCUGGGAAGAUUUUAUCAGGACCUCAAAGAUCGAGAUGUCACAUUCUCACCAUCCUCUGUUGAAAAAGAGCUUAUAAAAUUCUGCCGGGAAGCAAGAGGCAAAGAGAAUCGGUUGUGCUACUACAUUGGGGCCACAGAUGACGCUGCCACUAAGAUCAUCAACGAGGUGUCGAAGCCCCUGGCCCACCACAUCCCUGUGGAGAAGGUCUGUGAGAAGCUCAAAAAGAAGGACAGCCAGAUCUGUGAGCUAAAGUAUGACAAGCAGAUUGACCUGAGCACAGUGGACCUGAAGAAGCUCCGGGUUAAAGAACUCAAGAAGAUCCUGGACGACUGGGGGGAGACGUGCAAAGGCUGUGCGGAGAAGUCUGACUACAUCCGGAAGAUUAAUGAACUGAUGCCUAAAUACGCCCCCAAGGCAGCCGGUUCACGGACUGAUUUGUAGUCUGCCCGCCCCCCGCUGCACCUGUGGGGAAAGCAUUCCACUUGCGUCUUCCCUGCAGCCUUUUUGUAAUUUAUUUUUUAGGCAGGCUCCUGACAAUGUCAGGUGUGAAGCCUGGAGCUCUCCUGCCGAUGCUGGCUCUACAGCGCCCCCUGGGGGGUUCACUUUGUUCUGUUGCUGGUUUACUCUAGGACUUCAAAGUGUGUUUGGGAAUUUUUUAUUAAAGGAAGAACAUUUCUAGCUGUC
This is a messenger RNA of Felis catus (domestic cat), 996 nucleotides long. It is a transcript of the gene MANF, whose product is annotated as mesencephalic astrocyte derived neurotrophic factor. Gene Ontology annotation, cellular component: endoplasmic reticulum. NCBI's taxonomy places the organism in Eukaryota, Metazoa, Chordata, Mammalia, Carnivora, Felidae. The transcript has 5 exons. Gene Ontology annotation, biological process: dopaminergic neuron differentiation; neuron projection development. The record is from RefSeq and is a predicted model, not a curated record. Bases 1 to 753 code for a protein of 250 amino acids.